CUAGUAACUUGUAUAAAAGCUUUAGACCCGUACAGAACAUUACUAUAGUUUGACUAAUACAACGAUAGGAUAACACAUUAAAACAUAAUCAAAAAUGUUAAUUCAAUUAAUGUUUCUCUGUUUAAUUAGUUUGUGUAAACCAAGUACAGACGCUUCAGAAGGUCGGAAUGGUCGGAAAACAUUUUACACCCUUCUUGAUCGCAAAUUUGAACCGAACGUUACUGUUGGGGUGCCCCGCCGAGGUCCAAGCGGAGGCUUAGUUAUAUACGACGAAAUUUGGAAAGGUACAGUGGACAUAAUUGAAAAUACCUUGAUAUUGCAGAAUGGAAGACUCCUCGAUUACGAUGAUCUUGAUAACAAAUGUAGUUAUGCAGGGAAGCCCAAAGUUAAAUUCGAUUGCAGACAACAAAGUGUGUUCGAGGUAACGUACUACUCGGGACCUGUUGAAGAGGUGACUGUAAAUCGAACAAAAAUAUUAAGAUUUUCUAAAAGAAAUAAGUCCUACUCGUUUAUGCUGGUUAAAGACUAUCAAAGAUGCAAUCGUGUAAUCUGGGCCACAAAUGUCUCGAGCGUUCUAGCUUUUGAGAAUGAUAAUUCAGAUGAUUGCUAUGAGGACGUUCGCCUAUCCAAAUUUGCAGUCAACGAGAAAAUUAAUUUCGAAUUUUUGACAUAACCAAAGAGUGUUAAAUAAUAGUAUAAAUUGUUAUAAUUUUAUGUAAUAUAUUGUUUAUAGUACAUACAUAUUUGUUAAGCAAUAUCA
Molecule: messenger RNA, 760 nt
Organism: Phyllotreta striolata
Lineage: Eukaryota; Metazoa; Arthropoda; Insecta; Coleoptera; Chrysomelidae
Source: the annotation of a GenBank genome assembly